AUGAAGAUUCUUUUGGGAAAAUCACAAAUUGCUUUCCGAAAAUGCAAGGGAAAUAAUGGAACUUUAACCGCUGGCGAAUUGAAGAAUCCAGGCAGACUUGAGAGAUUAAUACAUCAUGAUGAAGGUUACAAGUUUCUAAGAGCACUUAGAGGAUCUCCACCAUAUUUUGAAAAAGCCAAGAAAGAUUUGUUUGCUAUGAUUCGUAAACUUGGACCAGCAACAUUGUUCUGUAGUUUUUCAUCUGCGGAAACAAAAUGGAUUCACUUACUCAGAAUACUUGGAAAACUUGUUGAUAAUAAAAAUUAUAGUGACAAUGAACUAGAGAAUUUGAAAUGGGAAGAGAAAUGCAGGUUAAUUCAAAGCGAUCCAGUAACUUGUGCAAGGCAUUUUGACUAUCAGUUUAACACGUUUAAAGGCGUUUCUCACGAGUAG
Paramuricea clavata is the source of this 432-nucleotide messenger RNA. The record is from the annotation of a GenBank genome assembly. Lineage: Eukaryota; Metazoa; Cnidaria; Anthozoa; Malacalcyonacea; Plexauridae.